Dromiciops gliroides (monito del monte) is the source of this 1605-nucleotide messenger RNA. Its product is annotated as zinc finger protein 420-like. NCBI's taxonomy places the organism in Eukaryota, Metazoa, Chordata, Mammalia, Microbiotheria, Microbiotheriidae. Gene Ontology annotation, biological process: central nervous system development; regulation of transcription by RNA polymerase II. Gene Ontology annotation, cellular component: nucleus. Gene Ontology annotation, molecular function: DNA-binding transcription factor activity, RNA polymerase II-specific; RNA polymerase II cis-regulatory region sequence-specific DNA binding. The record is from RefSeq and is a predicted model, not a curated record.
AUGUUUUGUAAAUGUAAUCAGUGUAAAAUGACUUUCACACAAAGCUCCCUUCUGGCUACACAUCAGAGAAUCCACACUGGAGAAAAACCUUAUGAAUCUAAUCAGUGUGGAAAGGCUUUCAACAAAGGUUCUAAUCUUGCUGAACAUCAGAGAAUCCACACUGGAGAGAAACCUUAUGAAUGUAAACAGUGUGGAAAGGCUUUCACAAAUAGUUCUGAUCUUGCUGAACAUCAGAGAAUCCACACUGGAGAGAAACCUUAUGAAUGUAAUCAGUGUGGAAAGAGUUUCACAAAGAGAUCCAAUCUUGUUGUACAUCAGAGAAUCCACACUGGAGAGAAACCUUAUGAAUGUAAUCAGUGUGGAAAGCGUUUCACAAAGAGAUUCAGUCUUGCUGAACAUCAGAGAAUCCACACUGGAGAGAAACCUUAUGAAUGUAAACGGUGUGGAAAGGCUUUCACAUACCACUCCAUUCUUGUUAAGCAUCAGAGAAUCCACACUGGAGAGAAACCUUAUGAAUGUAAACAGUGUGGAAAGGCUUUCACAAAUAGUUCUAAUCUUGCUGCACAUCAGAGAAUCCACACUGGAGAGAAACCUUAUGAAUGUAAACAGUGUGGAACUGCUUUCAAAAAUACUGCUUAUCUAGCUGCACAUCAGAGAAUCCACACUGGAGAGAAACCUUAUGAAUGUAAACAGUGUGGAAAGGCUUUCACACGGAGAUCCAGUCUUGCUAUACAUCAGAGAAUCCACACUGGAGAGAAACCUUAUGAAUGUAAUCAGUGUGGAAAGACUUUCACGCACAGUUCCAGUCUUGCUCGGCACCAGAGAAUCCACACUGGAGAGAAACCUUAUGAAUGUAAACAGUGUAGAAAGUCUUUCACAGAGAGUUCUGUUCUUGUUGCACAUCAGAGAAUCCACACUGGAGAGAAACCUUAUGAAUGUAAUCAGUGUGGAAAGACUUUCACAAGUAGUUCUUAUCUUGCUGAAUAUCAGAGAAUCCACACUGGAGAGAAACCUUAUGAAUGUAAGCAGUGUGGAAAGACUUUCACGCAGAUCCAUCUUGCUGAACAUCAGAGAAUCCACACUGGAGAGAAACCUUAUGAAUGUAAGCAGUGUGGAAAGACUUUCACACGCAGUUCCAAUCUUGUUGCACAUCAGAGAAUCCACACUGGAGAGAAACCUUAUGAAUGUAAUCAGUGUGGAAAGUCUUUCACAGAGAGUUCUGUUCUUGUUGCACAUCAGAGAAUCCACAAUGGAGAGAAACCUUAUGAAUGUAAACAGUGUGGAAAGUCUUUCACUCAGAGAUCUGCUCUUGCUAAACAUCAGAGAAUCCACACUGGAGAGAAACCUUAUGAAUGUAAUCAGUGUGGAAAGUCUUUCACAGAGAGUUCUGCUCUUGCUAUACAUCAGAGAAUCCACACUGGAGAGAAACCUUAUGAAUGUAAACAGUGUGGAAAGACUUUCACUCAGAGAUCUGCUCUUGCUAUACAUCAGAGAAUCCACACUGGAGAGAAACCUUUUGAAUGUAACAAGUGUGGAAAGGCUUUCCUAAGCAGCUCCCAUCUUGCUGCUCAUCAGAGAAUCCACACAGAGAAACCUUAUGAAUAA